This is a messenger RNA of Balaenoptera musculus (blue whale), 2769 nucleotides long. RefSeq names its product ADP ribosylation factor GTPase activating protein 3 (gene ARFGAP3). The coding region runs from base 152 to 1705 and encodes 517 amino acids. Gene Ontology annotation, biological process: COPI coating of Golgi vesicle. Lineage: Eukaryota; Metazoa; Chordata; Mammalia; Artiodactyla; Balaenopteridae. The transcript has 16 exons. Gene Ontology annotation, molecular function: GTPase activator activity. The record is from RefSeq and is a predicted model, not a curated record.
CCGGCAGUGGGCGGGGACAUCGAGAGGCCGGGUCUCAUCGUCACGGGCAGCCCCGCCACUCGGCCAUCGUCUACCUCCCGGAGGCGGCAACCGCUCCUGCUCUGCCCUUACCGGUUGGCGGGGCCAGCUGCGCCUCGUUUCUUUGUUGACCAUGGGGGACCCCAGCAAGCAGGACAUCCUGACCAUCUUCAGGCGCCUCCGGUCGGUGCCCACCAACAAGGUGUGUUUUGACUGCGGUGCCAAGAAUCCCAGCUGGGCCAGCAUCACUUACGGGGUGUUCCUGUGCAUAGACUGCUCGGGGUCACACCGCUCGCUUGGCGUCCACCUGAGUUUUAUUCGAUCUACAGAGUUGGAUUCUAACUGGUCUUGGUUUCAAUUGCGAUGCAUGCAAGUUGGAGGAAAUGCUAAUGCAUCUUCCUUUUUCCAUCAACACGGGUGUGACACCAACGACACCAAUGCCAAGUACAACAGUCGCACUGCCCAGCUCUACAGGGAGAGAAUCAAGGGGCUGGCCUCCCAGGCAACCCGGAAGCAUGGCACUGACCUGUGGCUUGAUAGCUGUGUGGUUCCACCUUUGUCCCCUCCACCAAAGGAGGAAGACUUUUUUGCCUCUCAUGCUUCUCCUGAGGUGAGUGGCACAGGGUGGGCAUCAGCAGAACCAGAACCAUCUUCUUUAACACCAGGGAACGUGGACGCUCCUCCAGCAAACAAUGAAGGUGGACCAGAACAAGGACCAAGUGUGGAAGGUCUUAAUGUACCAACAAAGGCUGCUUUAGGUGAGGUUUCCUCUAUCAUAAAAAAGAAACCGAAUCAAGCUAAAAGAGGACUUGGGGCCAAAAAAGGAAGUUUGGGAGCCCAGAAACUGACGAAUACGUGCUUUAAUGAAAUUGAAAAACAAGCCCAAGCCGUAGAUAAAAUGAAGGAACAGGAAGACCUUCUGGCCAGGGCGGCACCUAAUGAAGAAUCAGUUGUGUCAUCAUUACGAUUAGCCUAUAAGGAUCUUAAAAUUGAAAUGAAGAAAGAUGAAAAGAUGAACAUGAGUGGCAAAAAGAAGGUGGAAUCAGAGAGACUUGGCAUGGGAUUUGGAAAUUGCAGAAGUGGUAUUUCGCAUUCAGUGACUUCAGAUUUGCAGACCAUUGAACAGGAAACGCCAAUCACAGCAAAACCAAGAAAAAAGCAUAGUGAUGACAGUGAUGACUCGUAUUUUGCUUCCAGCUCAAGGUACUUUGACGAGCCAGUGGAGUUAAGGAGCAGUUCUUUUUCUAGCUGGGAUGACAGUUCGGAUUCCUACUGGAAAAAAGAGACCAUCAAAGACACUGACAUAAUUCUGAAAACCACAGGCUACACAGACAGACCUGCUCGCCGCAAGCCAGACUAUGAGCCAGUUGAAAAUACAGAUGAGGCCCAGAAGAAGUUUGGCAAUGUCAAAGCCAUUUCCUCAGAUAUGUACUUUGGAAGACAAGCCAAAGCUGAUUAUGAAACCAGGGCCCGGCUGGAGAGGCUUUCGGCAAGUUCGUCCAUCAGUUCGGCUGAUCUGUUUGAUGAGCAGAGGAAGCAGACGGCAGGAAACUACAACCUCACGAGCAUGCUGCCCACGGCCCCCGACAUGGCCCAGUUUAAGCAGGGAGUGAGAUCCGUUGCUGGAAAGCUCUCCGUCUUUGCUAACGGAGUCAUGACUUCGAUUCAGGAUCGCUAUGGUUCUUAAUACUGACGUUGCGAUAUGUAUUUCCUGGAGAAAUUCCUCUUUAAAUGAACCAGUGACCACAUCACAGACUGCAGUGAAGACCAGCCAGUUUUGUGGAUUGUUUCGCUACUUUUUCACAGGGUAUACAUACAUUACUGAUUUUUAAUAUUUCUUUUGAGAAAUUGUUAUUUUUGAUGUAGUAGAAGCUUCCUUGCGAUUUCUGUUUUGCGUGACUACGUGCACACACCUUCCUUCUGGCAUAUCCGUGCACACCCCUGCUUUAUUUCCUUGGACUCUUUGGUUUCAACAGCUGGGGGUCUGGAAACAAGGGCUCCUCCGCCUCUCCUUGGGGGCGGUGGGGGUGCGGUCAGUGCUGUGAGGCUCAUGGGCUAAGGGUUACCAGCGUCAGCUGAUACGAGAAGGGCCUGGAGAAACAAAAUUCACAACGUAUAUUUCAUUAAAAAGGGAACAAAGAAUAAAAACAAAAGACCAAAAAUGGCUGGUGUCUAAUUUGACAGAUUGCUUCAUUUAUAUUUCCACAUAUUAAGGUGAUUUCAAAAUAAUGUUUAAAGACGUCUGUCCCUUUGAAAUUGUUUAUUUUGGAUGAUCGAUAAAUUUAAAAAUAAUUUUCAGUGAGUGCUUUUAACAGCCUAAUCUUCUACAUUGCCAAGCAAAUUAAUCUUUUGACAAGGUGUUGCUGUUUGAAUUUAUGAGAAAUGUAAGAUGAGAACUCCCUAAGUGCAUUAUAAAUCGAAUAGUGUACAGAAGUAAAAAUGAUAAGGUAAGAAGACACACCCACAGAAAAUAUUCCAGUACAUGGGAAAUAGUCAUUGUAAUUGGGUAGUUUUCUUAACAUUUUUAUCUUAAUCUUGGUUUUCAAAAAAUUACAGAAUGUAUACAAAUGAAUGAAAGAAAAAUAAUUUGGCUGUGUUUUAGACAGCAUUAGAAUAUAUUGUUCAGCACAGGUAAAAUAUAUUUGACAUUUGAUGAACCAGAAAAUGUGGUUUCAACUGAAUAUUUUGUGAAUUUUUCUUAAAAGCUCAAAUUUGUAGACUUCUAAAUACAAUAAACAGUUGCGGCAGAUC